This is a messenger RNA of Paramecium tetraurelia, 927 nucleotides long. RefSeq lists its product as uncharacterized. The record is from RefSeq and is a predicted model, not a curated record. Gene Ontology annotation, biological process: iron-sulfur cluster assembly. Gene Ontology annotation, cellular component: cytosolic [4Fe-4S] assembly targeting complex. NCBI's taxonomy places the organism in Eukaryota, Ciliophora, Oligohymenophorea, Peniculida, Parameciidae. Gene Ontology annotation, molecular function: protein binding. The transcript has a single exon.
AUGUCAAAAAGUGGGCUCAAGCUAUUGCAAACAAUGAGAAAACAUAAAUCUUUGGUUUACACCCUGAAUUUUAUGAAGGAUAGAUAAUAAUUAGUUUCUAGUUCGCUUGACAAUUCCAUCGUAAUUUGGUCGGAAAUUAAUCUAUCCAACCCUAAAUAUCUCACUAAACUAAAUGAUCACAAAGAUUCUGUUAGAUGUCUAAAUUAUAGUUCGCAUUUUUAAAGUUUAAUUAUCAGUGGAUCAGAUGAUCAUAAUAUUAAAUUUUGGUAUUAUUAAAACUCUUAUUCAUCUUGGUCUUGUUAAUAAACAAUUAGAGAACAUAAUGAUUCGGUUUAUGGAUUAUCAAUGAAUCAGGAAGGAACCACACUUAUUUCUUGUAGUUCAGACAAGCAGAUAUUGGUAAUGAAUAGAGAUAAUUCAAAUAUGAAAUAUUGGAAGGUCAUCCAAACGAUUCAUGUAAAAAAAUGGGGACUUCGGAUUUGUUACAUAAAUAAUAAUAUGUUUGCAUUCUUACCUCAUAGUAAUGGAGAACAAUGGAAAGGUGGAAAGACUCUCCACAUAUACACAUUAACCAAAGACACAAAAAAAUUCAGAAAAAGGGAAGAAUAUAAAAUUCAAGGUGGAGGACAAUUUUGCGACGCUGAAUUUCCUGCUCUUUUUGUCUAAUCCAAAUAAAUACUCUUCCUUAAAAAUGGAUGCACAAUAAAUUUAUUAAAAUUUAAUGUUUUCAAUAAUUCUAUUUAAGAAGAUACAUACUAAUGUAAAUUAUAAUAAUUUAUUUAUUUUGAUUGUAAGGAUAAAGAUGAAUGUGGAGCUUUAUUUGGAACAAUUAGUGAGAAUGGAGAGUAUUUGAUAACAUGGGAUUGGAAAAAAGGGUAAAUUCAGGUAAGAAGAUACUAAGAAAUUCUUGAUAUAAAUCAAAUAUGA